CAUACUUAGGAACACAAUUUGAAUUCGAUAAAGUUUAUGAAGCAGUCUGAAGUCGUUAGUAUCAUUGAAUGUUUAAAUUUGAAUUGCACAGAUUUUUUACACAUAUUUAUAUUGUGUGCGUAACGUAUGUUUUAUAGUGAUAUAUUUAUUAUUUAUAAACCAUCAAUUUAAAACAUUAUGGAUUCUGACGUGGAAAAACUUCAAAGUCUACUGCUCGACACCAAUCUUCCAUCGACCAUACACGAUCUCAGAAAUCCAACAGAAGAUUUUGUUAUAAAUUUAAUUGUAACAUUUUUAACAUGGUUUAAGAUCGAUAUUAAUUCAAUUAACAAGCCCACUUUCGAACAGCAAGUAGUUAUGUCGUGUAUAGAAGAUACUGACAUUGUAAGCAUUAUUAAUCUACAUGUAAUAAUGAGACAAAUAUGUGACCGAAUAUUUAUAAAAGAUUUUUGUAUAAGUGAUAUUACUAAUUGUGGCUCCAAAAGAAUACGUAAAUUUGCAAGAUAUUUAGCUAAUUUUAUACUUUAUGCAACUAAUAAAGAAUCGGAUAUGGAAGAUAUCAUAAAAGAAAUUCAUAGCAAAGCUAAAAAAUUGGAAGAAUUACAAGAAAGGAAAAAAAGUAUACUAACGAUAAAAAAUGAGAAAGCAAUGAAUAUUGCCAAGCAAUUAUCUUUAAAAGAAAAGUAUGAAAUGGAAAUACAGCAAAUGCAGUCACUUAUUGAAGACAAUGAAACAAGGAAACUUGAACUACAGGAAGAGAUGAUUGUUAUAGAAGAGAAGAGACAAAAAGUAGUGGAAGAUUAUAAUACUCACAAACUUGAAGCUCAAAGGCUUGAUAAAACAAUAGCAGAACUGAAAUUGGAGGUAGUGAAAUCUCCGGAAGAAUACAAAACUCGUUUGUAUAAUUUGGAAGAACAGAAUAAAGCAAAAAUUGAAGAGCGAGAAAAAAUGCAAGAAACAUUUUUAGCUAAAAACGAGUUAGUUAAAAAAUAUGAGAACAUAUUAUCUUUUGUACAGAAACAAUAUGAGAAAUUCUCAGAAAUAAGAGAUAUAUAUGGACAUUUAAAGAAAACAAAUAUUCAAGGAGAAAAUAUCAAGAAGCAAGUUGAUACGAUGAAAAACGAUAUUACUGAAUUAAUUAAAAAACACAAAAUGCAAGAAGAUCAUCAAGGGUCUACUAUCGAUGAGAUUCAUGCACAAACCAAAGAAAGAUUAACUGCAGUUCGUGAAUUACAUACACAAUUAUUAAGUAAUAAAAAGUUGGCACUAGUUAAAUUGGAAGAAAAUAAAUUAUUAUAUAAUGAUUCAUGUAUGGAUAAAAAUAAAAUCAAAGAUCUCGUUAAAAAAAUAGAAGGAGAAACAUCUGCUUUUAUCAAGAAUUGUCAAGACCUUUAUAAUAAUGAAAUUCGAAAUGAAAUCAAUUUACAAAAAUGUUUCAACAAAGCUUGGGAAGAGUCACAUAAUACCGUAGAAUAGUUUUUUAAAACAUUUGAAAAUAGAGUUUUAAAAAAAUA
Messenger RNA from Vespa mandarinia (Asian giant hornet), 1514 nucleotides. RefSeq lists its product as uncharacterized. NCBI's taxonomy places the organism in Eukaryota, Metazoa, Arthropoda, Insecta, Hymenoptera, Vespidae. Gene Ontology annotation, cellular component: kinetochore; Ndc80 complex. The record is from RefSeq and is a predicted model, not a curated record.